Molecule: messenger RNA, 1334 nt
Organism: Olea europaea var. sylvestris
Lineage: Eukaryota; Viridiplantae; Streptophyta; Magnoliopsida; Lamiales; Oleaceae
Product: homeobox-leucine zipper protein HAT14-like
Exons: 4
Coding region: 279-1124 (281 amino acids)
Biological process (GO): regulation of DNA-templated transcription
Molecular function (GO): DNA-binding transcription factor activity, RNA polymerase II-specific; sequence-specific DNA binding
Source: RefSeq, a predicted model, not a curated record
UAUACAUAUUUAUAUAUUUCUAUAUGGAUUCACGUGCGUUUUGCAAAAUCUUGAAUUUUUUUGGACAAUCUUUUACUUUGACAAAGCAAGAUUAGGCCAUGAGAUUAGCCUGUCUAGUUGCUUAGCAGAUGCUACAGAACUCGAGAUUGAAUACUAUACAACUCCUGUUCUUUUAAAUUUCUUGAGCCCCUUCAAUCAAGGAUCAAUUCUUUUCAAUCAAACCCUCCUUUUCUUUUCUUUUUUUGUUUUCUUUCUCCUCAGUGAAACUAAAAUCUCCCAUGGAGCUAAAUCUGAGUUUGGGUGACAUACCAAAGGGAUUCACUUUUCUUGGCAAGUCUCGGGAAAUUGAUGGUGAAGAAGAUCUAGGGUUUUGCAUGGCUUUAGGAAUGAAAGGUGAAGAUGAAAUCAGCAAGAAAGAAACAAGUGAAAGAAAACGGUCUUCAUCAGAUUUACCCCUCCAGCUUGAUCUUCUGCCUUUCUCUCCUGUUCCACGCAGUCAAACUUCAUCAAGUCUUCGUUUCCCUUGGCUCACUCAAAACUUGGCUAAUGAAAGGGGAAAAGGGUUAGAGAGGACUUUAGGGGUGGAGGAAGCUGAAAAUGGCGCAGCACAGUCUUCUCCAAACAGCACAGUUUCAUCAUUUCGAAUGGAUUUUUCAAUUUACACAAGAGGCAAAAGAGAUGCAAAGGAAUGUGAGGCAGAUGGAGGGGCUUCUUCAAGGGCAAGUGAUGAGGAAGAAAAUGGUAUGGCCAGAAAAAAACUUAGACUCACGAAAGAACAGUCUGCUUUUCUUGAAGAGAGCUUCAAAGAGCACAACACCCUCAACCCUAAACAAAAGCUUGCUCUUGCAAAGCAGUUGAAUCUCCGUCCACGCCAAGUUGAAGUAUGGUUCCAAAACAGAAGAGCUAGAACAAAGUUGAAGCAGACAGAAGUAGAUUGUGAGUAUUUAAAGAGAUGCUGUGAGAAACUGACAGAAGAAAAUAGGAGGUUGCAAAAGGAGAUUCAAGAAUUAAGAGCUUUGAAGGCUUCACAACCUUUUUACAUGCAGCAACCUGCCACAACUCUCACAAUGUGCCCAUCUUGUGAGCGCGUCGCCACCGCUAAACCUAAAUUAGUUUCAUUUUAGCAUCCCCAACGGGCUGCUUCUUGAACAGAAAAAAACGAUAUUUUUCUUUGCCUUUGUACAGAUACUUGGAUUUUUUACUUUUUACAAUGUCUGGAAUGCCUUGUUGUCUGCUGAUGAAUUUAAUUUGUUUGAUUAGAUAAUUAAAUGUUUUGUACUGCUAUUAAUUUUAUUGAGACAGAUUAUGAAUUGUCACUUUCUGAUUUUUCAUCA